Messenger RNA from Oppia nitens, 1888 nucleotides. RefSeq names its product bifunctional 3'-phosphoadenosine 5'-phosphosulfate synthase 2-like. Bases 44 to 1888 code for a protein of 614 amino acids. The transcript has 7 exons. Gene Ontology annotation, biological process: 3'-phosphoadenosine 5'-phosphosulfate biosynthetic process; sulfate assimilation. Lineage: Eukaryota; Metazoa; Arthropoda; Arachnida; Sarcoptiformes; Oppiidae. Gene Ontology annotation, molecular function: ATP binding; adenylylsulfate kinase activity; sulfate adenylyltransferase (ATP) activity. The record is from RefSeq and is a predicted model, not a curated record.
UAUGGCUGUUCACUAAGUCUCUGAAGCAAAUAAUUWAAAAAAAAUGCCUAUUGAUAUAAAUAGCAAUGAAAUAAAUGGUGCUAAAAUCAGUCAAGCAAAUAAUGUAUUUUAUCAGGAUAAUUGGGUUACACGUGCAAAACGUGCCAAAAUACUAGGCAAUGGUUUCAGAGGAUGUACUAUAUGGCUAACAGGAUAUUCUGGCGCCGGUAAGACUACUAUUGCCUUUAAACUGGAGGAAUACCUGUGCAAACACAAAGUGUUCACCUAUGCACUGGACGGGGAUAAUAUCAGACAYGGACUCAAUUCAAAUCUUGGAUUCAGUGCUGAGGACAGGACUGAAAACAUUAGGCGCAUAGCAGAAGUGGCCCGACUUUUUGCCGAUUCCGGAGCCAUAGUUUUGACCAGUUUUAUCAGUCCUUUUUAUAAGGACAGGGAUAAUGCUCGCUAUAUCCAUAAGAAAGACGGUCUGUCAUUCUUCGAGGUGUUUAUCGAUACACCACUCGAUGUUUGCGAACAACGGGAUGUAAAAGGUCUCUAUAAGAAGGCACGGGCCGGACAUCUAACAGCUUUUACUGGCAUUGAUAGUGAUUACGAGCGACCCGUGAAUCCAGAUUUACGGCUUCUGACUAAUGAGUUGUCGGUCGAUGAGUGCGUUCACAGGAUUGUUGAUAUGCUAAUUGAAAACAAAGUUAUCUCCGAAGAGCUAUCAAAAGAUUAUAUCGACGAUCUAUUUAUAGCCGACUCGAAGUUAGAAGACUACAAAAUUUUAGGCAAUAAUUUACCACAAAUUCAGAUAACUGAGCUCGACUUGCAAUGGAUACAAGUACUGUCCGAGGGUUGGGCGCCCCCUUUAAAAGGAUUUAUGCGCGAAACUGAAUAYCUACAGUGCCUUCACUUUGGUUUGUUAGUCAAUAAGGGCAUCAAAAAUCAAUCCAUACCUAUUGUGUUGGCCAUUGGCGAUGAGGAUAAAGAAAAUCUAACUGGCCAAACAAAAGUAGCACUCAAAUACGGUGAUCAAUUGGUGGCCAUUAUYGAAGAUAUCGAGAUCUAUGAACACCGAAAGGAGGAACGAGUGGCGUCGGUAUUCAAAACGACUAACUCGGGUCAUCCCUAUAUCAAAAUGAUUAUGCAAAUGGGGAACUGGCUAUUAGGUGGUGACCUACGGGUGUUUCGCAGAAUCCAAUGGAAUGACGGACUCGACAAAUAUCGUUUGACACCUCAAGAGAUCCGUCAGAAACUUAAUGAUAUGAAUGCGGAUGCAGUGUUUGCUUUUCAAUUACGAAAUCCCAUACAUAAUGGCCACGCAUUGUUGAUGCAAGAAACCMGACGUCAAUUGUUGGCCAAAGGAUACCGAAAUCCGGUGCUAUUGUUGCAUCCAUUGGGCGGUUGGACUAAGGAUGACGACGUGCCACUCAAAACACGAAUACUACAGCACCGGGCGGUACUUGACGAGGAAGUAAUUGAUCCGCGAACCACACUAAUGGCUAUAUUUCCGUCACCGAUGUCCUACGCCGGCCCGUGCGAAGUCCAAUGGCAUGCAAAGGCUCGUCAAGUUUGCGGUGCCAACUAUUAUAUCGUCGGUCGAGAUCCGGCCGGAAUACCUCAUCCCGAAACAGGCAAAGAUCUAUAUGAGCCGACACACGGUCGCAAAGUGUUGCAAAUGGCUCCGGGAUUGAAUGAUCUGGAAAUUAUACCUUUCCGAGUGGCCGCUUAUAAUAAGAAACUUAAACGAAUGGAUUUUUACGAUACGGCCAACAAUGCUGACUAUGAAUUCAUAUCGGGUACCAAAAUGCGGACAUUUGCCAAAACAGGUGUCACACCGCCCGACGGAUUUAUGGCACCGACGGCAUGGAAAGUAUUAGUCGACUAUUACCAGAGCAAGAAUUAA